Messenger RNA from Vespula vulgaris, 2210 nucleotides. Its product is annotated as sodium channel and clathrin linker 1-like. The record is from RefSeq and is a predicted model, not a curated record. The transcript is spliced from 7 exons. Gene Ontology annotation, biological process: clustering of voltage-gated sodium channels; cilium assembly. Gene Ontology annotation, cellular component: centriole. Lineage: Eukaryota; Metazoa; Arthropoda; Insecta; Hymenoptera; Vespidae. The coding region runs from base 162 to 2099 and encodes 645 amino acids.
CGGUCGGUAAAGGAGUUUUGUUGUGUUUACAAAGGCGGACGUUUGCGUUUUCUCGCUGCACGACUUUUCGUUCCGCUCGUGUUUGGGUAUCGAGUGAGCGGAUGUAACGAGAUGCUUUCCUCGUAAUAAAAAUUCCUUUUCGAGUCAUCGCACGAGUUAAUAUGAUCGAUUCCGAACUAGAAAAUAUAUCGAAACACGGCGAUAGUAAUCGCGAUAAACAUUCACUUUUACAAGAGUACGAUGAGGUGGUAGAAACUCUUAAAAAAGACUUGACCAUGUGCAAGACGGAACAAAAUAAGAUCAGGUCCGCGCUGGAAGCUCUACGAAACGACAGUAGAGAUACUGGUGACCUCGUUAAGGAUCAUUUUUCUCGGGUUCAUAUAGAAACGUGUAGCAGCGAGAGCAUACAUAACAAGGAGCUUAUAAUGAAUCUGCAAGAACGUCUAGCAGUUUUACAAAUGGAAAAAGAUUCGGUCUUUCAACUAUGGCAAAUCGCGUUAAAAACCGUAGGUGCUUUGGAAGAAGAAUUGAAGAGUUUUAGGAGCGACGGUAAAAGUUCCAAAUUGUACGAAGAACAUAUUGAUAACGUCAAGGAGACCUAUUCCGAAGCUAUCAAAGCAUUGGAAGGCAAAUUAUUGCAAGCGAGAGAAAAUUUUUUAAAACAGCAAGCGUUGUGGGAAACUAGCAAAGAUAAGAUAGAGGACUUGCUCAAAGAAAAAACUGAUGUUACAAGAAAAUACGAAGCUUUACAAAAAGAUACUCUGGAGAAAGAUAGGAAUAGUAUGCGGAUGGUCGAAACGUUGAAGACCGAAUUAGCUGCUGCAAAAGCGGAUACCCAAAGGGCAGUGCAUUUAAAAGAAGAGUUGGAGAGUAAAUUGAACGAAGCUAUGAAGUUUACUGCAUCUUUGAUAGCCAGAAACGAAGAAACAAAAAAUAAAAUGUCCGAGGCUUUGGAGUUGGUAGAAAUUGCGGUAAGAGAAAAAGAUCUGAUAGCGCAAAGAGAAGCACACGUAUCGGAGGAAAAAGGUAGACUCGAGCUUCGAUUGUCGAAAAUAACCGAAGAACAUACCGUCAUGUUACAAGAGGAGAUAACGAAAAUAAAGGAUGGUUACGAAAGAAGCGGAAAAAAAUAUACGUCCGAAAUGAAGGAGCUUAAAGCAGAAUUAAGACAAAAAACGGUGCUAUUAGAUAACGUACAAAAAGAUUAUAGAGUUUCUCAGGAAGAACUUGAAAAGGUACGUCAGAAUUCUGAGGACGUAUUGCAAAAGUCGAGAACGAAAAUAUUGGACUUUGAACAAAAACUACACUGCGUGGAACAACUCCGAGACAACGAUGACACGCAAAGAAAAAAGUAUGACGCGGAGAUCGGGCAUUUAGAAUCCAAAGUAAUUGAAUUGGAAGAAAAGUUAAAUGCCGCUAAUGAUAAAUUAAGAAAAAUGCAACAAGAGAAUCGCGAUAGCAUGGAACAUCAGGUAAAGCGAGCUAACGAAAAAACAAAAAACGUAAUAGAGCAGUGCAAUGACUUAGAGAAACGUUUGGCUAGAUCUUUGGAAGAUAGAGAAAAUUUUCAAAGAGAAAUUAAACGCUUAGAAACGACUUUUGAUCGUGAAAUGCAAAAACGGGAGUAUGAAAAACAUGCUCUUGAAAAUAAAAUACACGAUUUAGAACUCAAUUUUCAAAAAGCAACUUGUUUGACACAGGACGGGCCAUGUACGAACGUACUUGCAACUCAGGUACAUACCGCGGAAAGGGAAACGAAAAAAAUCGGUUCGCCCGUAACGAUAGAGAGCAAGGAACAUUGUUGUCGCCUGCUCCUAUUGGAACAGACGAACAAAGCGCAGGAACGAUACGAUAGAAAGAUAAAAGAAUUGUCGCAUCACGUGGAAGUUCACCAGAAACUUAGCAAAAAGUGGAAGGAAGAAGCCAAGUCAAUGACAACAAAGUUUCAAGAAAAGUCUAAGGAACACAGAGCUAAGAUAAAUGCGCUGAGAAAGGAGAACGAGGAAUUGAAUAAACAAUUGUUUUCGUGUCGGCAAGAACUUACUAAACAUAAAAUACAGAGUGUUCCGAGAUGCAGCGAAGGAAAUAAAGUCAGGUGACAUUAUAAUGUCACGCUCAUAGGAUUAAUAUCACAUCUUGGCUUCUGUAAAUAUCGCAAAAUACGGCGGAUUUAUCUAUUUUGGAAAUAUAUGUUCAUACAGGAAAUAUAA